Molecule: messenger RNA, 959 nt
Organism: Lotus japonicus
Lineage: Eukaryota; Viridiplantae; Streptophyta; Magnoliopsida; Fabales; Fabaceae
Product: dihydroneopterin aldolase 2-like
Exons: 4
Coding region: 81-677 (198 amino acids)
Biological process (GO): folic acid-containing compound metabolic process
Cellular component (GO): cytoplasm
Molecular function (GO): dihydroneopterin aldolase activity
Source: RefSeq, a predicted model, not a curated record
AUUCAAGCCAAGAGAGAGAACUAUAUAAGCAUAUAUUUGUAUCCAUUUUGGCUUGAGUUGUCAUUUGCAGAAGAAGUGACAUGGCUUGCUCAAAGUCAUAUGAUUUGUACCAUGGUCUGGGGCUAUUUGUCAUUAUCAUUUCUCCAGUUUUUGCUCAUGUUCCGCCUGAUGUUGAGGCUACUAACCCCGGGAGAAAGAUGAUAUUGGAUGAUCGUAUCAGUUUGGAAGAAUUCAUGAGAGCCGUACAUUUCUUAGGGAGUAGGAUGAAGGGUAACAUGGUGAUUCCCCCUCGUCAAACUGCGGAAAUGGCAUCUGACAAACUAAUGCUGAGUGGAUUGUUAUUUUUUGGUUUUCACGGAGCAUUGGCUGAAGAAAGGAAGCAGGGCCAGAAGUUCUUGGUCGAUAUAGAGGCUUGGAUUGAUCUCAAGCCACCUGGCAAAUCUGACAACAUGUCUGAUUCGGUUGAUGAUGCAAAAAUAUAUGGGGUUGCCAAGGAAGUUCUUGAAGGGCCACCUCACUACCUUGUGGAGUCUGUGGUUGCAAUCACUGUUCUCACAAAUCAUCCACAAAUAUCUGUUAUUCGUGUGAAGGUUGCAAAGCCUCAUGUUGCAAUUCAUGGUCAACUUGAUUACUUAGGCAUUGAGAUCGUUAGACACAGAAGUGAUUUGCCAGUGUAGAACUUUCAAAUUUUACUGCUGCAGUUUUUUCUAAAAAGUGAAGAAUGAAAUGAAUAAACAUAUUACCUAUCAAGUGAGUGACUGGGUUCAUUGUUAAAAACUAAGUCCAGCUAGAAAAUCAUCUUAAAUCAUAAAAUGCAAUGUGUAAUGUUUGAAAUAACGUGUUUGAAGUGUGUAUCAUAUGCACAUUCAUACAUAUUGUUUUUCUUAGAACUCAAACACACACUGUUACUAGAUAGUUUAGUUGCUAUUCUUGUUUUUACAAAAUUCCACCUUAUGCAA